AUGUCACAACCCAGCUUCACCUGUCUGCAAUGUCGUCUACGGAUUCUCUCGCGAGCUCCACGCCAUUAUUACCACUCCUCACCGCGCCUCUAUUCUGAAGCACCACGGCCAUCCUUAGCACCUAAAGUCUCAAUCGACAUCAAGCACAUCCGGCAAAAUGCCGCCCUACACGAGAAUAAUUGCCUGGGGCGCAACUACAAAAAGCAGGCUGAAUAUCCCGCACGCAUAAACAGCCUCUUCGAACGAUGGCAUGGCUAUCAACGCGAAGCUCGCAGCUUGCGCGAGCGCAACAAUAGAUUGAAGCUGCAGCUUGCGAACCCGACGACCCUGCGCGAUGAGGAGUCCGAGGAUGUGCGGCGCAUCAGGCAGAUGACCAAGCAGGAGAUCAUCGACGAGGCGAAGUCGUUGAAGGUGCAGUUGUCAAAGAUUGAGGAGGAGGAGUCAGCUCUCACGACGCAAAUAGAUGCGCUGGCGGCUGCGAUACCGAAUCUCACGAGCAAGGAGACACCGCAAGGCAAUGACCCGACUGUUGUUGGUUAUAUCAACCAACACCCCGAGUCUGAUCCAGCGGCUUCCGACCGAGUUUGGCGCUCCCAUGUGCAUAUCGGGACUGAGCUUAAUUUGCUUGAUUUUGCGGGUGCAGCGACGACGAGUGGGUGGGGAUGGUAUUAUCUCUUGAACGAGGCGGCACAGCUCGAGCAGGCUCUUGUACAAUAUGCCCUUGGGGUAGCUAGGAAAAGAGGAUGGGGAAUGGUCAGUCCGCCGAGUAUGGUGUACAGUCACAUUGCAGCAGCCUGUGGGUUCCAGCCCAGGGAUCAAAAUGGGGAGCAGCAGAUAUACAAUAUCCAGCAGAAUUCGAGCGACGUGGGUCGGAAACCAGGACUCAGUCUUGCGGGUACGGCGGAAAUUCCCUUAGCGAGCAUGAAGGCCAAUACCAUUCUUGAUGAGGCGGAGUUACCGGCAAAACGGGUUGGGGUGUCGAGGAGUUACAGAGCAGAAGCUGGCGCGAGGGGCAUGGACACGAAGGGUUUAUAUCGUGUCCAUGAGUUUACCAAGGUGGAGAUGUUUGCUUGGACAAAGCCGUCUACUGAGGCAUCUGUGGCUGUAUUCGACGAGAUGGUAUCGAUCCAAACCGAGAUCUUGACUAGCCUUGGCCUUCACUGUCGUAUCCUCGAAAUGCCAAUCACAGAUCUCGGUGCAUCAGCGACCCGCAAGCGAGACAUCGAAGCUUUUUUCCCUUCGAGAAGAUCGAAAGAUAAUGGAUGGGGGGAGGUCUCGUCUGUCAGCACAUGUACGGACUACCAGACUCGAAGACUAGCUACGAGGGUUGAUAUCAGGACGCUGGGAGGCAAGAUUGCGUUUCCUUACACAGUCAAUGGAACUGCUUUGGCAGUACCCAGAGUCCUGGCUGCGAUUCUGGAGAACGGGUGGGACGAGGCACGAGGGGAGGUCGAGAUACCCGAGGUUUUGCGGCCAUGGAUGGACGGAAUGAAAGUCAUCAGCAAGAAAUCUUAUUAA
This is a messenger RNA of Drepanopeziza brunnea f. sp. 'multigermtubi' MB_m1, 1518 nucleotides long. RefSeq lists its product as uncharacterized. Gene Ontology annotation, molecular function: serine-tRNA ligase activity; ATP binding; tRNA binding. NCBI's taxonomy places the organism in Eukaryota, Fungi, Ascomycota, Leotiomycetes, Helotiales, Drepanopezizaceae. Gene Ontology annotation, cellular component: mitochondrion. Gene Ontology annotation, biological process: mitochondrial seryl-tRNA aminoacylation. The record is from RefSeq and is a predicted model, not a curated record.